UCUCUAUGGCGAGCACCCUCACCCCUCGCCCUUUGCGUUUACAGAGAGCCGCCGGCUAGGGACCUAGAGCGGAUUACAUAAUCCUCGACUCCAUUUCCUCCUCACAACAAACCUGUGAGAGAGAAGCCCACUUUUGUUAUCCAGAAGAGUAAAGGGACCCUUCAGCUCUGAGUGGAGACUUCUCCUGAGCAGGGUAUAAAAAUGGAAGCGAGGAAGGAAGCAGGAAAUGGGAGAAGCGAGGAAUUCUGGGGAAGAAUUCGACAAACCCUGGAAGAGGCUGUGGUCAACUCAGAUGUACAGAACCAAUCAUACCAGCAGGCUGAGGGGCCCCGAGAGUGGCUGCAGGCAGAGAAGCAUGUAAAGAAGCAGAUACUGGAGCUGGUGGUUUUGCAGAAGUUCCUGGCUAUCCUUCCCCAGGAAAUGCAGUCCUGGCUCAAGAAAUGCGACCUUCAGACUUACGACCAGGCAGUGGCCCUGGCAGAAGUUUUCCUGUCAAGGCACCAACAAGAAGAGGAGGAGGAAGAGGAGCGAGGGGCACAGCGGCCAGUGGCCUUUAAAGAUGUGACUGUUUAUUUUACCGGGGAAGAAUGGGCUCUGUUGGAUGCAGGCCAGAGAGCACUCUACAGAGACGUUAUGGUAGAGAAUUAUGGGAAUGUGGCUUCUCUAGGAUAUAAUACCCGAGUGCAGGAAUAUGAGGAGAAUUGUUGGCGGAAAAGACCAGACCAAGCGGAUGUUGAAGAAAGAUUUCUAGAAGGAUCUGAUGGCAAAAGUUUCCAGGGCCCUAAAAUUAAAAAGAUGGCUGGAAUAGAGCUGGUGAGAGACAGUCACCUGCAUGACCAUGUGGAGAGAAAACCCGAACUAGCCUUCAUCUGGGAAGAUGAUGCUGAAAGUUUAGAGUUGGAUGAGGGAUUCUUGAAGUGUGAAACAAUGCAGACAAACCAAGACUUUCAGCAGUGCUCUGAAUUUGUCAAGAAUCUACACUUGUCAGAAAAAGCUUAUAUUUGUUCAUAUUGUGGGGAAACAUUCCAAGGAACUGCAGCCUUGCUUGUGCAUGAGAGAAUUCACAUAGCAGAGAAAAUAUAUAAGUGCUUGCAAUGUGGAAGAACUUACUCUCGUCACUCCGACCUCUUCACGCACCAGAAGAGCCACGCAGGAGAGAACCCACAUCAAUGUCCUUCACAGUGUGGCAAAUGCUCCAGUAUGAAACCCCUCCUGGCCACGCAUCAGAGACCCCAUCCAGCAGGGAAGCUCUCCAGCUCAGGAAUAACAAAGAGGUCAGCCACCAUCGAAGAAGUUUCACGAGGAAAGACAGGUCGCUCUGAGCGAAAGGAAAGUGGACCAAAGAGGUAUCGGACCCGCGGACGGAUGAUGAAGUCAGGCAAGGGGCGGAUAUCUGCAGAUGGAGCUAGAGAACACAAAGCACUGGCUGGUGAUGCAUCACAAUUGCCCUUCCGUUUUGGAAAGGGAAGGAAACUUGCUGACUCCAGUGGCGGUGCAGCGGACGAGGCAUUCUCCUUGGCUGACCAGUAUCUCCCUGUUGAGGAGCCUGAGCCCUCCUCCGAUGACGACUCCCCUUCCUCGCCUUGCAGGUCCAUUGGCAGCUCUCUGGAUUCCUCGCAGAAAGAUGACCAUGUGGUCCAGACUCUGGAGAACCAUGCUGGCAUCGAUGGGGGAACGCUCCCCAUUCUGCAGCCUGAACAUGCUCAGGGGCAGGAGGGAUUCAGUGCUGAACAUGACACACCUUCAGUCAGCAGAACAGACAAUGACAAGGACCCAGUUGCUGGAGAGAUGCGUAAUAGUAACACGGGAGAUGCUGAAUGCUCUAAUCCACCGCCAUCAUUGACAUGGCCAGACCCUGCACCCAGGUUGCAGUCUGCUCAUGGCAGUGCCCCCCUCAGUUUCCACACAAACUUCCACCAGGAGAAAGAGGCAGAGUCGAUGCAAACUCCGCAGACUUUUAUUCGAAAUACUGCGAGUGAAAUCUGUGCUCCUGCAGAAGGAUGUUCGGCAGUCUCUGGCAUCUUUAUGCGGCAAAGGAAGAAUGCUUCCUAUGUGUGGAAAUUCUUCCGCCGUGCACCCAACGAUAGAUUUGUAGUUGUUUGUCAGGAGUGCCAAGCGAGGGUUCGUCUCGGGAAGGAAAAUGGAUGUGGAAAGGUUGGCACUUCAGCGAUGAGGAAGCACAUGGAAGUGCAUCAUUCAAACCUCAUCCCUCAGCAGCGGUGCGUUACUGACUUUGCAACAGCCAGUGCAGCUAGCAAAGGUGCAGUGGAAGGCUCCACAGCAGACCAGAUGUACCACUCUCCAGGAGGACAGUCUUCUUCGUCAGCUUCCCUGAUGUGUCAUCAGGUUACUAUGGAGGAAUCCUUUUGCCUCAAGGCCCCCUUUGGCGCAUCGAGUCAUCAGGCAGCUCAUUACACCUGUGGCGUUGCAGUGUACAUUGCCGAAGCCAUGCUUCCAUUCAGCACAGUGGAGGAAAGAUCAUUCAUUGAACUUUGUGCAACAUUUGCGCCUCGUUGGAAGGUUCCCUCUGGACAAUAUUUUGCCAAGAAGGCAGUUCCAUGUUUGGUGGAAGACAUUAAGGCAGCAGUGCGCCGAGGCAUGCGGGGUGCUGUAGGACGGGUUGUUCACUUCACUAGCGGCAUGUGGACUAGCAAUCAGGACACGUCUUAUCUGUGUGUCACUGCACACUGGGUGGGGUGCAAUGCUGUGGGAGCCCUAGAACACUGGGAUGCUGCUCUGGUUCUGGAGCCAUUGACUCAGAGGCCUAUCGCGAAGAGCCUUGCAUCUCGGCUUCGGUCUGUGGUGGAGGAGUGGUUGUCUCCUCUUGAUCUGAGGCUGGGGAGUGUGACGACCAACAACGGCGGUUCAGAUUACCUGAAGGCUUUCCAAAAUAUGGCCUUUUGCCACAUUAGAUGCACAGCUCACUGCUUGAACCUGGUGGUGACGGCGGCUUUACGCCUGGCACCAGCAUGUGUCACUGAGGUUGUGGACCUGGCGUGUAAAAUUGUCAGUCACUUCCACCAUUCUAGCAGUGCACAGGAAGCCCUGAGAAUGAUUCAGGUGAGGAGGGGCCUUCCUCAGCAUAGACAUCACCAAGAGGUUUGCACUCAAUGGAACAGCACUCUACACAUGCUUCAGAGACUAUGUGAGCAGAAGGAAGCCAUUAAUGAGUACCUGCAGGAGAAGGACUACAGCGACCUCCAUGUUCGCCCUGAUCAGUGGAUUUUAAUGCAUAACAUUGCAGAUUUAUUGUACGCUUUUGACGAGUGCAUGGGGCUUUUGAGCCACAGUGAUGCCACGCUGGGGACAGUUCUUCCUGUAAUCCAUGUGAUAACAGCAGAUGUUGAGGAGAAAAUAGAGUCCUUUGCCAGUGGCUCUGUCACAUCUCUAUCGUCAGUGGCCUUUGGGAAUGUGGUGCUUGAGCAGCUCACCAAAACCAAGCAGUUGUGUGCCAUGUCUGUCAGUGUUACAUACCAUGCAGCCACGUUUCUUGAUCCACGGUUCAGAGACAAAAUCAGGAUUUACCUGGGGGAGAGGGCAGAAGAGAAUUAUAAUGCGAUGCAUGCCUACAUUUUGGAGCAGACCACACUGUACUGCCGGGAGAGAGCUGCGAGCAUGCGGUGUGCCGGGACCGUGCUGGGGGAAGAGAUCUCAUCCCAGGACAGGCUUUUAUUUGAAAGAGCUCUGCAGAACAGCCAAAGCUCCGUCUUCUCAAGAGGAGUCCUGAAACUGGGUCUCUGCGGUCCUACUCCCCGUGUGGUCAGACAAAGGGCGUUCCUUGAGCAGGAGCCAGAGGUCAGUGCCCGCCAAGAACUUGAAGCGUACAUUGGGGAUGAUAUUCCAGUGGAGUUCUUACUGCCGGACAGCAAUCCGUUGCAUUACUGGGAAGCAAAGUGUGGCGUUUGGCCCUGCUUGUCCUCUGUGGCCAUUAGCACACUGGCCUGUCCGCCGACUAGCGUUUCCUCUGAGCGCCUUUUCUCCAUUUCAGGCAGCAGCGUCACAAAGCUUCGGGCACGGCUGUCUCCUGCUACUGUUUCCACUCUGUCCUUUGUACGAUCCAAUAGGAAGUGGAUUCCAAGUGAGCACUGCCCUCCAGAAUGCAUUGGUGACGAUUAUGCACCCUCUCAAUGGGCUAACACCACAGUGGCAACGAACAGCGCAGAUGAAGGGGAGGAUGCUGCUUCCAUUAUACUGGAGCUGUUUGUACCCGAUGAAGCAUCCUGUGGGGUGGAGGAAGACAUGUGAUGGUUAUUGUUGGAGCCUGUUGUGUGUAGUCUCAAAUAAUAUAUUCUUCUCUCAUGGUUUAUGAGAAAAUCCAUCAAUCAGUCAAUGCAUGCUGCUUCCCACAGUGCUGGUCCCCUCCCACUGCAUCGCCUGCCUGAGAGUACUCAUUGGUAUUCACCCAAGGAGAAUCGGGGCCCAAGGGCCUUCCCGUGUCUUCUUUUCUACGUAUUUUUCAUCUCUAUCCCCGGGUCAAAUCUCUUAGCGAUUUCUUGGAUUCUUAGUGGCUGAUAGCAAUUCACACAAGUACUGUGGUUUGUAUCCUAUCCGAAAUAAAGUUUGCUUUG
Molecule: messenger RNA, 4568 nt
Organism: Eublepharis macularius
Lineage: Eukaryota; Metazoa; Chordata; Lepidosauria; Squamata; Eublepharidae
Exons: 7
Coding region: 202-4245 (1347 amino acids)
Biological process (GO): regulation of DNA-templated transcription
Molecular function (GO): protein dimerization activity; DNA binding
Source: RefSeq, a predicted model, not a curated record